AUGUCCAACGUCUUCGACAAUGUCGACAUCCAGUUUGCCAGCAGCAUUUCCUGCAAGACCAUGCCCAGGUGGCAGAGGAAGGCCAUGCAGGCCCAGAACUCCUCCACCUCCCGCAUGACGCCCCGCAAGGACCGCGUUCGCGGCGACCGCUUCAUCCCUGAUCGGUCUGCCAUGAACAUGGAGGCGUCUCACUACAAGAUGCUCUCUGGCGCAGACGACGAGAACACACAGCAGGACGCCGCCGGCAUGCCCGGCAGCAGCAAGAUCCUCGCGUUCAAGCAGAAGGCGCCCAAGCCCAAGGAGGGCUUCCAGAGCGACCUUCGCGUCAUGUACACCCAGAGCCGCGCCGCCGCCAAGCCAAAGAAGACGGCGCGCUUCAUCCCACAGGCCCCCGAGCGCAUCUUGGACGCCCCCGACCUCCUUGCAAACUUCUACGUCAACCCGCUUGACUGGAGCAACGAGAACAUGCUCUGCGUUGCCCUCAACGACACUGCGUAUCUGUGGAACGCCAGCAACGGCUCCAUCACAGAGUUGUGCCACCUCGAGAACGCUGGCGACUACAUUGCCUCGGUCUCCUGGGCACAGGACGGCGCACACCUUGCCGUCGGCACCAACAGCGGUGUUGUCCAGAUCUGGGAUGUCACAAAGCAGAAGCAGGUGCGUGACAUGAGUGGGCACGGCGCGCGCGUCGGUGCACUCGACUGGAACAACCACAUCCUCAGCAGCGGCUCCCAGCGCGGCAUCAUCCUCAACAGCGACGUGCGCGUGCGCGAUCACGUGAUGCAGGCGCUGGAGAACCACGCCGGGGAGGUGUGUGGCCUCAAGUGGUCGCCCAACGGCCGCAUGCUUGCGUCUGGCGGCAACGACAACCUCGUCAACAUCUGGUCCGACGCGGGCGAGGUGCGACACACGCUCACGCACCACCAGGCCGGCGUCAAGGCGCUCGCGUGGUGCCCCUGGACACACAACCUGCUGGCCACGGGCGGCGGUACCGCGGACGGCACGAUUCGCUUCUGGAACUCCACAACAGGCAACUGCACAGGCACCAUUGACACCAAGUCGCAGAUCACGUCGCUGCUGUGGAGCAAGGAGUACCAGGAGAUUAUUGCCGGCCACGGCCACAACCACAACGGCCUCAGCAUCUGGAAGUACCCAUCACUGGACCAGGUGGCCGAGCUCAAGGGCCACACCGACCGCGUCGUUGCGAUGGCGAUGAGCCCCGAUGGCGAGAUGGUUGUGUCGGCCUCUGGUGACGAGUCGCUUCGCUUCUGGAAGUGCUUCCAGAGCGAUCCCAAGCGCAAGGCCCGCAAGAUGUCGGCCAACCCAAACUCGCGCCUCUCCUCCACCAUCAGGUGA
Messenger RNA from Salpingoeca rosetta, 1356 nucleotides. Its product is annotated as Cdc20. Gene Ontology annotation, cellular component: anaphase-promoting complex. Gene Ontology annotation, biological process: positive regulation of anaphase-promoting complex-dependent catabolic process; positive regulation of ubiquitin protein ligase activity; anaphase-promoting complex-dependent catabolic process. NCBI's taxonomy places the organism in Eukaryota, Choanoflagellata, Craspedida, Salpingoecidae. The transcript is spliced from 4 exons. The record is from RefSeq and is a predicted model, not a curated record. The coding region runs from base 1 to 1356 and encodes 451 amino acids. Gene Ontology annotation, molecular function: ubiquitin ligase activator activity; protein binding; anaphase-promoting complex binding.